AUGGCGAGCACCGGGGGCACGCCGUUCCUGCUGUCGCCCGCGACGGGGCACGCGGCUACCGCGGUAUUCGACGUCGAGGCCGUGGGCGCGGGCGCCGGCACCGGCGCCCAGCACCAGGCCGCCAAGUCAACGCCCGCUCCCGACGCCGGCGCCGCCUUCGUUCUCGAGUCCAAAGGGACGUGGUGGCACGCCGGGUUCCACCUGACGACGGCCAUCGUGGGGCCGACGGUGCUCACGCUGCCGUACGCGCUCCGGGGCAUGGGCUGGGGGCUCGGCCUCGCCGCGCUCACCGCCGUCUUCGCCGUCACCUUCUACGCCUACUACCUCGUGUCCAGGGUGCUCGACCACUGCGAGGCCGCCGGCCGCCGCCACAUCCGCUUCCGCGAGCUCGCCGCCGCCGUCCUCGGAUCGGGAUGGGUGUUCUACGUGGUGGUGAGCGUGCAGACCGCCAUCAACACCGGCGUCACCACAGGGAGCAUCUUGCUUGCCGCCGACUGCCUCAAGAUAAUGUACUCUGACCUGGCACCGCACGGCCCUCUGAAGCUGUACCAUUUCAUCAUCAUCGUGGCCGUGGUGCUGGCCUUCCUCUCGCAGCUGCCGUCGUUCCACUCGCUGCGGCACAUCAACCUCGGCUCCCUCAUCCUCAGCUUCGCCUACACCAUCCUCGUCUCGGCUGCCUGCAUCCGAGCAGGCGCAUCGAGCGACCCUCCAGCGAAGCACUACUCGCUGAGCUCGUCCAAGUCGGAGAAGACCUUCAACGCGUUCCUCUCCAUUUCCAUCCUCGCCUCAGUCUACGGCAACGGCAUCCUGCCAGAAAUCCAGGCCACGCUGGCGCCGCCGGCCGCCGGGAAGAUGACCAAGGCCCUGGUGCUGUGCUACGCGGUGGUGUUCUUCACCUUCUACCUCCCGGCCAUCACCGGCUACUGGGCGUUCGGCAACCAGGUGCAGUCCAACGUUCUGCAGAGCCUGAUGCCGGACGAGGGCCCCUCCCUUGCGCCGACGUGGCUGCUGGGCCUCACCGUCGUCCUCGUCCUCCUCCAGCUCCUCGCCAUCGCGCUGGUGUACUCGCAGGUGGCGUACGAGAUCAUGGAGAAGAACUCGGCGGACGUAGCGCACGGCCGGUUCUCGCGGCGAAACCUGGCGCCCCGGGUCGCGCUGCGGACGGCGUACGUCGCGGUGUGCGCGCUCGUGGCCGCGGCGCUGCCCUUCUUCGGCGACAUCGUCGGCGUGGUGGGCGCCGUGGGAUUCAUCCCGCUCGACUUCAUCCUCCCCGUCGUCAUGUACAACACGGCGCUGGCGCCGCCCAGGCGCUCGCCCGUGUACCUGGCCAACGUCGCCAUCAUGGUCGUCUUCACCGGCGUCGGCGUCAUCGGCGCCGUGGCGUCCGUGCGGAAGCUCGCGCUCGAUGCUGGCAAGUUCAAGCUCUUCAGUGACAACGUCGUGGACUGA
Messenger RNA from Miscanthus lutarioriparius, 1449 nucleotides. The record is from the annotation of a GenBank genome assembly. Lineage: Eukaryota; Viridiplantae; Streptophyta; Magnoliopsida; Poales; Poaceae.